Molecule: messenger RNA, 2147 nt
Organism: Salvia splendens (bonfire salvia)
Lineage: Eukaryota; Viridiplantae; Streptophyta; Magnoliopsida; Lamiales; Lamiaceae
Product: L-ascorbate oxidase homolog
Exons: 9
Coding region: 231-1847 (538 amino acids)
Molecular function (GO): oxidoreductase activity; copper ion binding
Source: RefSeq, a predicted model, not a curated record
AUGCCCGCUCCUCUUCCACCUUUCCUUUUUUCCCUUAUAAUUUUCUGAUUUGCCUUAUCAUUUUAUAUAUACUCCCUCUCCUAAUCCCCAAUACAGCUUCAUUUCUUUACCCAAACAAAUAUUCACUCACAUUCUUUUGUUCUUUCCAUUUUUCACACUUGUUUAAUCGCUCUAACCAGGUGCGUGCGUAUCCAAUUUCCCUGCAUUUUAUCCAUUGUUAAUCUGGUGAAAUGGGGCGAGCAGUUUUGCUGUGUUUGCUUGCGGUUUUUUCAUUUUGGAGUUUGUCUGUGGUGAGAGGAGAAGAUGCUUACAAGUAUUACACUUGGACUGUUACUUAUGGAGCUGCUUCUCCACUUGGCCUUUCUCAACAGGUUAUCUUGAUAAAUGGUCAAUUUCCUGGUCCUACUCUUGAGACGGUGACCAAUGACAACAUUAUCCUCAAUGUUAUCAACAAGUUGGACCAGCCUUUCCUCUUGACAUGGAAUGGGAUUAAACAGAGGAAGAACUCUUGGCAAGAUGGAGUGUUGGGAACCAACUGUCCCAUCCCUCCUAACUCGAACUAUACGUAUAAGUUCCAAACCAAGGAUCAAAUUGGUAGCUACACCUACUUUCCUUCGACUCUGAUGCACAGAGCUGCUGGAGGUUUCGGAGCACUUAAUGUGUAUGCGAGAUCAGUGAUUCCAGUUCCGUAUGCGAGGCCAGCUGGAGAUUAUAGCCUUCUCAUUGGUGAUUGGUACAAGACCAGUCACAGGGUAUUGCAGCAAAUACUGGAUUCAGGAAAGGCCUUGCCCUUCCCUGAUGGAAUCCUCAUUAAUGGCCAGGGUAGACCGUCCUUCAGUGGUGAUCAAGGGAAAACCUACAUGUUUAGGAUCUCAAAUAUUGGUUUGUCCACGUCGUUCAAUUUCAGAAUCCAAGGGCAUAAGAUGAAGCUUGUUGAGGUUGAAGGGUCUCAUGUCCUUCAGAAUAUCUAUGAUUCUCUUGAUAUUCAUGUUGGUCAAUCCGUGACCGUCCUCGUCACUUUGGAUCAAGCCCCUAAAGACUACUACAUUGUUGCAUCAACGAGGUUCACACAAACGGUCCUCACUGCAGCUGGCGUUUUGCACUAUGCGAACUCUGGGGCUCCAGUUUCCGGCCCUGUCCCAGCCGGUCCAACCAAUGAGGUCGGAUGGUCUGUUGAUCAGGCUCGAUCAUACAGGUGGAAUCUUACCUCAAAUGCAGCAAGGCCCAACCCGCAGGGCUCUUUCCACUAUGGAACAAUAACACCAACAAGAACGAUUAUUCUUGCCAACACUGCACCAAUCAUCAACGGUAAGCAGAGAUACGCUGUCAAUGGCGUUUCUUACAUCAACGCAGACACCCCCUUGAAGCUCGCUGAUUACUUCAACAUCCCCGGUGUAUUCAGCAUCAACUCCAUCCAGAGCUCUCCAUCCGGCAAUGGAGCCAGCCUAGGCACCUCCGUGUUGGGAACUUCCCACCACGACUUCAUUGAAGUUGUCUUCCAAAACAACGAGAACGCCAUCCAGUCAUGGCAUCUCGAUGGUUAUGACUUCUGGGUUGUCGGAUUCGGGUCAGGACAGUGGACACAAGCUAGCAGGAAGACCUACAAUCUUGUCGAUGCUUUAACCCGACACACGACUCAGGUAUAUCCGAACUCUUGGACAACGAUAUUAGUAUCCUUGGACAACCAAGGGAUGUGGAACUUGAGAUCCGCGAUGUGGGGAAGGCAAUACCUCGGACAGCAGCUGUACCUCAGGGUUUACAACCCAACACAGAAUCUUGCCAAUGAGUACAACAUACCCAACAACGCUCUGCUCUGUGGCAAAGCUGUUGGACGAAGAAUUCCUUGAACUUUUUUUCCUGGUUUGAAGGUUUUUAAGAGUAUUUGUUGAGUUUUCAGGUCAUGAGAGGUUGGCUGCUAGAAUUCCACAAACAGAUAAAGGAGAGUCUUAUCUUUUUACAUAUGUAUAUUCAGACAUAGUAGUAUUUAACUAUUUAUGUUAGUUUGGAGGAACUUGUAGUGGCAGUUGGUUUAUUGGGUUUGCUUAAUGGACUUUAGCGUUCUGGGUAAGAUCAUGGUGCUAUACCAAUAUUGAGUGUAAAUGGUGGUGUUUUGAAUCGAAAUGCCAAAGGCUAUAUUAUCAUUUUAA